AUGCUGGUCGAAGCGGUGCUCUGCGUCGUGGCGCUGCUCCUUCUGCAGCUCUGGAACAACAGACCCUCGACUCUCCCGCCAGGAUUACACCGUCGACAUGUCUGCAAGCGUCCUCACCCCCCCCCCCCCCCCCACGCAGGGCCCCGCAGAUACCCCAUCAUCGGCACGGGCUUUGGCAACAAUGACAGCGUGAAGGCCCUGCAGCGGAAGUACGGCGACGUCUUCAGCACCCGCAUCGGCGCCGUCCCGAACGUAUUCCUGUGCAGCUACAAGCUCUUCAAAGAGUCUUUCACGAAGACGGAGUUCGCGGACCGACCCGACUGGAAGGUCUUCCACGUCCUGUCCAACGGAGAGGAGGCGGGAGUGAUCUUCUCGAGCGGGGAGAGGUGGCAGGCCUCCCGGCGGUUCCUCCUGCGGCAGCUGCGUGACCAGGGCAUGGGCAAGUCCAGCAUGGACGACGCCAUCGCCGUUGAGGCCAAGGCCCUCGUCGAGGACUUCCACAGGAUCGCCGGCAGCCCGGCCAAAUUGCCUGACUCCAUGAACCUCGUCACCCUGAACAUCGUGUGGCAGCUGGUGGCCAGUCGACGCUACAGCCUGGACGACGAGGAGAUGCUCCACUUCCUGAGGCUCAUCAUGGUGUUCCAGGAGGACGUCCUGUUUCUGGUCCUUCCCGAGUUCUUCCCGUGGCUGAACUACAUCCCCGCGCCCCUCAUAAGGAAGCUCUCCAAGAAGGACUGGCUGCAGAAGAUGGCGAAGGAGGCCAACGACAUGAUGCAGAAAGUCAUCGACGAGCACCGAGCGACCCUCGACCCCAGCAGCCCUCGCGACGUCAUAGACAGCUAUUUGCUGGAGAUGGAGAGACAGAAGGAGAGCCCAAACGUCAUCUUCAACGACACCGACCUCAGGAAGAACAUCUUCGACCUCUUUGCGGCCGGAUUCGACACCACGUCCAACAUGAUGCGCUACGUCUGCCUGUACAUGGCGGCGCACCAGGACGUCCAGAGGAAGGUUCAGCGGCAGAUCGACGAGGUCGUGCCUCCCGACGAGAUCCCGGCCUCGCGGCACAGGGCCAGGCUCCCCUACCUGGACGCGGCGCUGCAGGAGGUGCACCGGAUGGCCUCGCUCGUGCCCCUGGGUGUUUCGCACGCCACGGCCACGGACGUGCACCUCGGAGACUAUGUCAUCCCGAAGGGGACAGCUGUGGCUGCGUGCAUUGGUCUGUGCCACAAGGACCCUCGCUACUGGGACCAGCCGGAGGAGUUUCGGCCCGAGAGAUUCCUAGACGAGGAAGGGAAGUUUGUGGCUCAGAGGGAAGGAUUCUUGCCCUUUGGCAUUGGUCGCCGCAGCUGCCUCGGUGAAGCUUUGGCGCGAAUGGAGCUUUUUUCCUUCACAGCCGCUCUGCUUCAAAGCUUCACGUUCGCUCCACUAGAGGGAUGCAAGGUCGACCUCACGUAUACUAUGCUGCCUGGGAUCAAUCUGCCAAAAGAGCAGGAGCUCCUUAUCAUGCCAAGGACAUGAGUGGUCGAGAUUUUAUUCAGUGGAUGGCAGCUUCGGUAUUCAGUGUGUUGCCUUCGUGUGAAAUUUUACCCGUGUGCCAUAUCUAGUUCUGGUCAUUUCUGCAUUUUGAUGAUGAGAAAGACAAAGACAAGUUGUAUUCAGUAAAA
Molecule: messenger RNA, 1664 nt
Organism: Penaeus chinensis
Lineage: Eukaryota; Metazoa; Arthropoda; Malacostraca; Decapoda; Penaeidae
Product: cytochrome P450 2L1-like
Exons: 10
Coding region: 1-1518 (505 amino acids)
Biological process (GO): xenobiotic metabolic process
Cellular component (GO): cytoplasm; intracellular membrane-bounded organelle
Molecular function (GO): oxidoreductase activity, acting on paired donors, with incorporation or reduction of molecular oxygen, reduced flavin or flavoprotein as one donor, and incorporation of one atom of oxygen; iron ion binding; heme binding
Source: RefSeq, a predicted model, not a curated record